Messenger RNA from Ceutorhynchus assimilis (cabbage seed weevil), 6674 nucleotides. NCBI's taxonomy places the organism in Eukaryota, Metazoa, Arthropoda, Insecta, Coleoptera, Curculionidae. The record is from the annotation of a GenBank genome assembly.
CUUUGUGGAGUGGACUUGACUUGUUUUGGAUUUUCUUAAAUCGAUUGGGGGUUGAAUUUUGAUUUUUAAAUUUUUCUUAUUUACCAACCAAAAUAUUAAAACUUAUUAAAUUAUAAUUAUUUCAUUUGCGUCUUAAUUGUCUUUUUAAUAGUGAAAAUAUGAUAAAUCAUUUUCUAAGGACCUAACCUAGAAACUUGUUCUUUUAAUUUAUUUGUUUAUUCAUUGCUUAGUUUUUUAAUUUUUUAUUAAAGUACCUAACUAAAAUUACUGUGAGUUACUUUGAGGCUUUUUAAACGAAAAUUCGCACCAUGGCUUGUGUAUCCUAUCAAAUUGCCAACCUUUUGGAAAAGAUGCAGUCAUCUGACAAAGACUUCCGCUUCAUGGCGACAAAUGAUCUUAUGUCUGAGCUCCAAAAAGACAGCAUCAAAUUGGAUGAUGACUCUGAACGUAAAGUUGUUAGAAUGCUUCUAAAACUGCUUGAAGAUAAAAAUGGAGAAGUGCAGAAUUUGGCAGUGAAAUGUUUGGGACCUUUGGUGAACAAGGUGAAAGAAUACCAAGUGGACACAAUUGUUGAGGCUCUCUGCACCAAUAUGGUUUCUGAUAAUGAACAGUUACGAGACAUUUCUAGCAUUGGGCUGAAGACAGUGAUUGCAGAGCUUCCCCAGACAACCUGUGGUAUGUCAGGGACUAUAUGCAAGCGGAUCACUGGUAGAUUGAUUACAGCUAUUGAACGGCAGGACGACGUCUCUGUUCAGCUAGAAGCUCUCGAAAUUAUCGCCGAUUUAUUACUACGUUUUGGUCCAUUACUGCAAACUUUCCACCAGCCAAUCUUAGCAGCAUUAUUACCGCAACUAGAAAAUCAGCGUCAAGCUGUGAGGAAACGUACCAUCAGCGCUUUAAGUAAUCUAGUUCUAUCUUGCCACAAUUCCCUUUAUAACAAGCUGAUUGAGUAUUUGUAUGAUGGUUUACGUGAUAAUAAAGUUAAUUCACAAACCCGUACUUAUAUCCAGUGUGGUUCAGCUGUAUGCCGACAAUCUGGUCAUAAAUUUGGGGAAUACUUGGAUAAAUUUGUACCAAUUGUUGUUCAGCGAUGUGAUGUUGAUGAUGAAGAGUUGAAAGAAUUUUGUCUCCAGGCAUUUGAGUGCUAUGUUCACAAGUGUCCCAAGGAAAUUACCCCAAAUAUUGGCAAGAUAACUGAGUUGUCACUAAAUUAUAUGACUUAUGAUCCAAACUAUAACUAUGAUAACGAUGAUGAUGAAAGUGAUAUCGACCAUGAGCACGACGAUGAUGAUGACGAUGAAGAAAACAAUGAGUACAGUGACGACGAUGACAUGAGUUGGAAAGUACGAAGGUCUGCUGCAAAAUGCCUAGAAGCUGUUAUAAAAACAAGACACGAGCUGUUGGCUGAAUUUUACAAAGUCCUGUCUCCUGCAUUGAUUGCUAGAUUUAAAGAACGCGAGGAAAAUGUAAAAUCGGACAUAUUCCACGCAUACAUAGCCCUACUGAGACAAACCAGAGCUACUGUGAACCAUAAUAUUGAUCCAAACGCUAUGAUUAUGGAUGAAGAGGAAGAAACUCCAAUGACUUUACUUCAAGGCCAAAUUGGGAGCCUUGUUAAAGGAAUUCAGCCACAAAUGAAAGAAAAAAGCAUAAAAACUAGGCAAAACUGUUUCCAACUUCUAAAAGAAGUAUGCUAUGUGCUUCCGGGUGCUCUAGGCAAUCACAUUGGUAACUUGGUUCCUGGCAUCAUAUAUUCUCUUGGCGAGAAAACUGCCAGCAGCAACAUGAAAAUCGAUGCUUUGUCAUUCAUCUAUUGUUUAAUCACAACUCACUCGCCAACGGUGUUUCAUCCUUAUAUUAACACAAUCUUGCAUCCUGUCAUAGCAGCUGUGGGAGAUAGCUUCUAUAAGAUAUCGGCCGAAGCUCUUGGGGUUCUUCAAGAGUUGGUUAAAGUUCUGAGACCUAUGCAGGUUCAUACUGGAUUCGAUUUUACCCCCUACACAAAAGAUAUUUAUUCCUGCACUCUUUUGCGUCUAAAAGCACCCGACAUCGAUCAAGAGGUCAAGGAAAAAGCUAUCUCCACUAUGGGCCAAGUUAUUUGCAACUUGGGGGACCAACUGAAAAGCGAACUACCACAAUGUUUGCCUUUAUUCUUGGAUAGACUCAGAAACGAAAUUACCCGACUGACAGCUGUGAAAGCUUUGAAAAAGAUAGCUGGCUCUCCACUGGGUAUUGCUUUGCCAAUACUACCAGAAGCUAUGCCUAUCUUAGGAUUAUUCCUAAGGAAAAACCAGAGAGCACUAAAGUUAUGCACACUUCAACUUAUUGACUGCUUAAUCCAGAAUUAUCAUAAAAAGCUUAAUGUACAGCUUAUUAAACCGAUUAUCGCCGAAGUUCCUCCACUUUUGGAUGAAGCUGAUCUACAUAUCGCCCAGUGGACUCUGAUUAUUUUAAAGUCUAUUGCUGUAUAUCAUCCUAAGGCACUGCGUGAUGUUAAUACUGGAAUAAUGCCCCAAAUACUGAUUCUUGUUAAGAGUCCUUUAUUGCAAGGUACUGCGCUUCAGGCCAUGCUAGACUUUUUCAAAGCUCUGGUAAAAUGUAAUCUUCCAGGUUUAUCGUAUGACCAUCUACUAAGACUGCUAAUUACCCCAAUCACACAAUUGUCAACCAAUCCAUCAGCAACCUUACAUAAGCAAGCAUUCUACUCUCUUGCGAAAUGUGUCGCCGCCAUAUUUUCUCCAGAUAUACCACACUUCAUCAAUGAAAUUCAGAAUAUCACAAAUGAUUCGCAACAGAUUUUUGCACUGUUGGUUGUUGGAGAAAUUGGAAGAGAAGUGGAUUUAACAUCAGUGCCUAACCUGAAACAAGUAAUUCUCAACUCCUUUGGUGCUUUUUCUGAAGAAGUCAAAUCUGCUGCCAGUUACGCAUUAGGAGGCAUCUGUAUUGGCAAUCUUCAGCAAUACUUGCCGUUUAUCCUCAAAGAAAGUCAUGAACAACCGAAAAGACAAUAUCUUCUAUUGCAUUCAGUUAAAGAGGUUAUCACUUGUCUUUCUCAAACAAAUGAAGGUGUCCAGCAACUUCUACCUUUCGUCCCUGAUAUUUGGGCACAAUUAUACUGUCACUGUGAGUCCCAAGAAGAAGGUACUAGAAAUGUUGUUGCUGAGUGUUUGGGAAAAUUGACUCUGAUCGACCCAAGCAAUCUUUUGCCAAAAUUGAAGAGAUCUCUCAAUUCUCCUUCGCCAUUGAUGAGGACCACUGUGGUAACUGCUGUCAAAUUCACUAUUUCUGACCAGCCCAGUCCAAUAGAUCCACUCCUAAGACAAUGUAUUGGCGAAUUCUUGAACACAUUGCAAGAUACAGAUUUGAAUGUCAGAAGAGUAGCAUUAGUAGCAUUUAAUUCUGCUGCACAUAACAAACCUUCAUUAAUUCGGGAUCUUCUGGAUACUGUUUUACCCCAACUCUACAAUGAAACAAAUGUUAAGCGUGAUCUUAUUCGUGAAGUUGAAAUGGGUCCUUUCAAACAUACAGUUGAUGACGGAUUAGAUAUAAGAAAAGCGGCAUUUGAAUGCAUGUAUACCUUAUUAGAUUCCUGCCUAGAUAAGAUUGAUAUUUUUGAUUUUAUAAAUCAUGUAGAGUCUGGUCUUAGAGAUCAUUAUGAUAUCAAAAUGUUGACGUACUUGAUGGUAGCCCGUUUGGCUCAAAUUUGUCCAGGAUUUGUUUUACAGAGAUUAGAUGGUUUGAUUGAACCUUUAAGAGCAACUCUUACACUGAAAGUGAAGGCAAAUUCCGUCAAACAAGAAUAUGAAAAGCAAGAUGAAUUGAAACGUUCUGCUAUGAGAGCAGUUUCAGCAUUGUUGAGUAUCCCCGAUGCUGAUAAAAAUCCCCAUUUGAACGACUUUAUGAAUCAAAUCAAGAAUUCGUCGGAUUUGCAUCCAAUAUUUGAAUCAAUCCAAAAGGAUUCUGCAUCAUCACACACCGAUUUUUUGAUGGAUCAAAGUUAAAUAUUAAGAAAGUGUUAUAAUUUUUAUUGUGACUUUAUCAGGUGCAUCCCUGUGAAUCAAUUUGUUUAAGGGUGGUUCAAUUAAGCUGAGACGCCUUUGAAAAGGUGCGUUUUUGAAAAAAGUUAUGUAGUGUAGUGGGGGAAAGAAAAUACUCGGUUAGAACGAGCGCUUUUCCUAAUUCCCAUAAAAAUUUCCUAUAAGACCAAUGAUGUGAUUUUUUACUGUUUAUUGUAAACUUCGUAUAUAGUGAACAAAUUUUGAAGCAUUUUUUAAUUAAGUUCACUAUAUCUAGACUUCACUGUAUAUACAGAGCAUUUUAAAACUUACCACCUCUAUUAUCUCGGAGUUGAACAAUUUUCGAAAAAAAUCCUGAAACACAUCAACUAUAAUUUGACGGGGGAAGAGUUUUUAUACAAAAUUCACCUCCUCCCUUUCAAGCCCCCAGCUCCCAGAGCCACCCCUAGAAAAUCUUAAAUGGCAAAGGGAGUCAAGUGAUACAUUAUUUUGGAGGGUUUUUAAUUCCAUACAUUUUGGUACUAAACUUCAAUUCCUAAGUUCAACUGUUUUGGAAAUAUUGACAGUUGGAAAUUGAUUUUUUUGCUACUUUGACAGGCUGUAUAACCUAAACGGUUAAUUUUCGAGGAACACCGAUCUUUCAUUUUUAUCUUAGAUUUUCAUAAACUAUCAUUUGACACCAACUUUGAAUUCAAUCGGAGAUUAAAUUUUCAACCGGAAUUUUUGAUGAUGGAUUAAAUUCAAAGUUGCUGUCAAAUGAUAGUUUACAAAAAUCUAAGAUGAGAAUGUGAGAUCGGUUUUCCUCUAAAAUUAACAGUUUAGAUUUUACAGCCUGUUGAAGUAGCAAAAAAGUCAAUUUUCAACUGUUAAUAUUUCCAAAACAGUUGAACUUAGGGAUACAAAUUUAGUACCAAAAUGUAUGGAAUUUAAAACCCUCUGUAAUAUUUAGGUGUAAAUAAAAUACGAUUUUACGACAAUUCCGUUUAUUAGAAAACCCGUGACAUACCGGUACCGAUCUAUUGAUACACUGAUAUUAAUUGUAUAUAGGUACCUACAUGGUACCUACAUAUUUACCUUAGGAUAUGAAUAGCCGCUGGAGUGUAGGUACUAUUAUAAUAUAUAAAUAAAAUGCAUACACUACACCCUCCAAAAUGAUGUAUCACUUCACCCCCCUUCCCAUUUAAGAUUUUCUAGGGGGUGGAUGUGGGGGCGGUGAAUUUUGCAUAAAAACUCAGCUCCCUUCAAAUUAUAGUUUUUCAGGGAAUUCUCCGAAAAUGUUCAACUCCGAGAUAAUAGGGGUGGUAAGUUUUAAAAUGAACUCCCUGUAUAAUAUAUACAGUGAGGACAUAGAAGUCCGUCGCCCCCCCUUCUAACUUUUGAACCGCUCGGUAUAUUGCAACAAGAUUUGGAAUAAUGAUAUGUGAGCAAAUUCUCCAUUUUUUGAAAAACAAAUGACAGCUUCAGCUGUAAAAAUGACAGCUGGCCGCAGUUUUGAAACGUUUUUUUUUAAUAGGAGGCGGCGCCGAGUGACAUAUCGUUUUAAAGGUCUCUUUAUUCUUAAUUUAAUCCCCGAUUCUGAAAAGAUUUGGUUUAGCGGUUUUCAAAUGAUGACGAAAAAACAUGGGGUUGUUUUGGUCACAAACACUCGUAGAAAAAAAAAAAAUGUUAUCGGUUUUUUAUUUAUUAUUGUUUUUUUUUUUCAGUAAUAAAUAAUGACGUAAUGACAUAGGUACCUUAAAAAAAAAGAAAGUACUCAUAAAAUAAUGAGUCAAUUAAAAAAAAAAAUUAUGACCAAAACAAACCUAUGUUUUGAUAAUAGAUCAUUUGAAAACCGCUAAACCAAAUGCUUUGAGAAUCGGGGAUGAAAUUAAGAAUAAGGAGACCUUAAAAACGAUAUAUCACUCGACACCGCCUUCCAUUUAAAAAAAACGUUUCAAAACUGCGCCCAGCUAUCAAUUUGACAGCUGAAAUGUCAUUUUUGUAUUCGAGGGGAAAACUUUUUGACCCGACCCCAUUGGUAUUUCGCUAGGGUGCACCCCCUGGGUGGGGUGACUUUCGCCCCUCUUUUUUCAGGUAGGAAAGAUGGGGCGAGUGGUACCUUAUUUUAAAGGUAUUUUGUUUCUCUUCACAACUGCGUAUUUUUUUGUAAUCGAAUGAUUAGUUCUCAAGAUAUUUACUGUCACAGUUGCCAUGGGCUUAAUAGGAAACAAUCUUCUGGCCCUGUUAUUCUCAAAUUAACACUUUCCUGACUUACCUCUCAGACACGUCAAUUUUAUUUUUUGUGUACUUGUGAAAAAAUGAAAAUUGAGGUACCACUCGAUCCAUCUUCCCUAUCUAAAAAACAUAGGUGAAAGUCACACCACCCAGGGGGUGCAGCCUAGCGAAAUACCGAUGGGGUCGAAAACUUCCCCACUUGAAUACAAAAAUACCCAAAAACGUCUCUGUUUGGAUGUUCGUGAAACACCCUGUAUAUUCAACUUUGCACCAAAUUGUGUCGCUGGCUUAGGCUCUUAGGCUGUCUCAGGUUAAAUGGACCACCUGUGUAUUUAUAUUGCCCAGUUUCUGAUUUACAUUUUUUGUUUUAGGAUAAGAUCUAUAAUUAACCUAGUUGUAUAAUUUCUUCAUUUAAAUAAAUAAUAUUAAAUUUGUAGCGAGGAA